Messenger RNA from Guyanagaster necrorhizus, 1416 nucleotides. RefSeq lists its product as uncharacterized. The record is from RefSeq and is a predicted model, not a curated record. Gene Ontology annotation, cellular component: nuclear pore transmembrane ring. The transcript has 6 exons. Gene Ontology annotation, biological process: nuclear pore organization; protein import into nucleus. Lineage: Eukaryota; Fungi; Basidiomycota; Agaricomycetes; Agaricales; Physalacriaceae. Gene Ontology annotation, molecular function: structural constituent of nuclear pore. The coding region runs from base 427 to 1416 and encodes 329 amino acids.
AGCGCAGGGUCGGAUAACGAUCCCUCCAACUUGUUAUUUUUCUUGUCCCUUCUUCUUUCGACAGUGUGACGACCAUUCCUCCCUCUUCCCUCUCAGUUUCUACUUACAAAACAAUUGGAUUCGGAACAUAUUGGCUUCCCACGUUCUCGGAGGGAAAUUCUGCCAUGCCGGUACCAAGAAGAAAAGACCCAUUAGAUGUACCCACCCAGCGCCUAUACUGCCUGAGUCUGGGAGCCUUUAUCCAGGCUGUGAAGCUAUUCGAUUUCUUCCCGCUACAUUGCGUCGUCUGACGAAUCAUGUGUAAAAUGGCUGGCCAUCGAUAUCGCAUCCUGCCCGUUUCUCUCACAACUAUGCAUUCCCCGCCGGAACUAUGCCACUUCCGUGGUGGCGUUGCAAAUAGUUGCUCUGUGUUUCUUUGAUGGGCUGAUGUUUGGUGGUGUCAGUUUAAAAUCUGCCGAGAGCUGGAGAAGCGGUGAAAGCAGCAUAUCCCCGGAGGGAUACUCGGGCUCCCGAGAAAGCGGCGUGGAAUAUUUUGAUUUGUCGUCAAAGGAGUUAAAGGCAAUCGAGCAAGCGCAUUUAGAUGCGCUACAAGUAGUGAAACUUUCAGCUUUAUCUAUUAAUGAUGAUGAAUACGAUGAAUACGACGACGACGACGAAGAAGAAGAAGAAGAUAGUAACGACUACAAUGACGAGCAGUCUUCCCUACAGAAGACCCAGUCCCUGGUGCAUAUACGACUCACGAAACCGGGUAACGUUCGUUUAGAACGGAUUCUUGACGCCUCUGGUAUCGAAUCGCGACUAGUAUAUCCAGCAGAGGUUGUGGUAGUUUCGUGUCCGCGAGUAGCGUUUGUUGGAAACAGCAGCCUCGACAUCCACUGCGCAGGAGGGGAUCUCGACCAGCAGCUUAUGAUUGACAUCAGUGGUGAGAGCUUCCUUGUAGAAGGCAUCGAAAGCAAUCAUGGCGCGGAACUGAAAGGAACAGGCAUGGAGGUGACUCGGAGACGGUUGAUACCUUCACAGUUGCAGGUACUACUGCCAGUAUCAUCCGAUGCAGUCGGGACACAUCUUUAUGCACUGGAGGAGGUCAUGGAUGCGGUGGGCAAUACUGGCAAGACGAAUCAUUCAGUACUACGACCACCCGCUCUUUCCAGGUGCUUCGUCGCCGAUUCAUUUGACUUACCUUUGGAGGUUACGGUCGAAUAUCAACCCUCACAUGGAUCAGAUAGCGGCAGUCUCGAUGUGAAGCGUUUCAAGUCAUGGAGGAAGACACUGUCGACACAGGACAACCGAAUGGAUCUAAACAUCCAGGCUGGCGCACCCGGUGAAUACGCAAUUGAGAAGGUUAAAGGAAAGGUGAUGUCCUUGCUCCAGAGAGGUGCCAAGUCGUCGAAAGGCCCUUCCCCUCCGCUGAAAUAG